AUGAGGAAUAAGGCGACGAGCUACCUCCGGAAACCGAAAAUCCGCCAGUCCUGGAGCAAGUACAAUCUGUUCAACAUCACCCAAGUCCGCGCGCCGUACACAAAGUCAAGGACCUUCUUCCAGCAGAAAUGGUCAGCCAAGUCACUUGCCCGCGCAUACCACGGUGAACAGGUCCGGGAGAGUCAAUGGGAGCGCAUGUUCUCUCGCCGGCUACGAGCAGUUGUGCCCAUGGAGCCCGCAGACCUUUCUCGCAAUGAUGGCGCAGCACAGGCUGCUGGCCGUGGUUCAGGGCUUGUGGAGCGCGGCAAAACCCGUCAGGUUCCAGAGACACCGUACAUGCUGAUGACAUUUGCACCACUGGAGCGGAGACUGGAUGUUGCUAUAUUCCGUGCUAUGUUUGCUAGCAGUACCAGACAGGCAAGGCAGUUUGUCAUCCACGGAGGCGUGACGGUCAAUGGCAAGAAGAUGCAAUAUCCAGGAUACCUGUUGAACCCCGGAGACAUGUUCCAGGUUGACCCCGAGCGAGUGAUGUAUGCAACCGGAGCACCCAAGGACAAGAGCCUGCGUCGUGCAGGUCGCCUAAGACGACGAAUGGGUGCCAAGUCGAAGGAGGAGGAGAAAGAAGGGGAGGCAGAGGAGGCCAAAAGCAAUGACAAGCAGAAGAAGGAGGAGAGCAAGGAGGACGAAGACCCACGGCAGAUGCUGAAGGAGAUGCUCUCUGGAGCCAAGGGGAUCAUGGCGUCGUCAAAGGACCUGCUCCCGGCCAAGAGAAGACAAGCCAUCCGUGCUUUCCAGCGGUCCAUCAAGCAGGUGCUCUCCCGGUCAUCCACGACCACGACCAUGACAGACAACCUGGAGGCCCAGUUCCUCGCCCUGAAGAACCUGAUAGACGAGGACACUAAGCGGGCGGCUGAGGCUGCGCAAAAGGCCGCAGCUAAAAAGGCAGAACAGGCCGCUGCCACUGAAUCAACAUCCACUACUCCCUCUCCUUCAUCUACCCCUAAUGCUGAUGCCACCUCUACGACUGCCACUAAUAACAACACCACCACCACUACCACCACCACAACGAACACUGCCAAAAACAACGACAGCACUGCCUCCAACCAGGUCGAUGAUCUCGCCGCGUCCCUGUCCGACGUCGAGCUGGCAGACUACUCUGCCAGUGACCUGAAGGCCCUCAAGCGCGCCCUAGAGGAGAUCCACGAAAACCCCAUCGACAGCACGAAGCCAUAUGCCACUCCCUGGCGGCCUCGCGACUACAUGAGCCCCUUUGCCUUUGUGCCACGCUACCUGGAGGUCAACCACAACAUCUGCGCGGCCGUCUACCUGCGGCAUCCCGUGGCUCGCCCUGGCAUGGCAGAGGUGCCAACCCCUUACAACGAAACCAUUGGCCGUGCUGCCUUUGCGUGGUACCUCCGCCGGCGCUGA
Molecule: messenger RNA, 1428 nt
Organism: Nannizzia gypsea CBS 118893
Lineage: Eukaryota; Fungi; Ascomycota; Eurotiomycetes; Onygenales; Arthrodermataceae
Product: mitochondrial 37S ribosomal protein NAM9
Exons: 3
Coding region: 1-1428 (475 amino acids)
Biological process (GO): positive regulation of translational fidelity
Cellular component (GO): mitochondrial small ribosomal subunit
Molecular function (GO): rRNA binding; structural constituent of ribosome
Source: RefSeq, a predicted model, not a curated record